Messenger RNA from Linum trigynum, 2410 nucleotides. The record is from the annotation of a GenBank genome assembly. Lineage: Eukaryota; Viridiplantae; Streptophyta; Magnoliopsida; Malpighiales; Linaceae.
GUGGAGCUAAUCCCACGUCUAUCUACGCUAACCACUAACCAUAAGAUGCUAAACCCACUCCACCUAUUUUGCAAAACACUCCUAAAUACUCUAACAAAUACAUGACUCUUAACAACCAUGCUUACCCACUAACACUACUAACCAGAACUAUCAAUUAAGUGCAAACCCUACAACAAUAAUCUUGGUACGAGGCUUUAUUAUGGGCUUAUCACCAUUUCUCCUCUCACCUCUCUCUGUGGCUGGAAAAUAGUACGAGGGUAGGAGUACGAGGACAAGAUGAGCCCUGCCACGAAAAAGGAAAAACAAAAAACUCAAAUCUCCCCCAUGUGUCUCGGCUCGGUUACUCGAGACUCGCUCGACGUCUUUGGUGUAGUUGUCAGCGACGAGCGCGGUGGUAAAGUUCCUGGAGAAAGGUUGCACAACUUUGAUUUGGGAAGCAAGAGUUCAGAUGGUGGUGGCGAGAGCAUCGGCCGACGGGUUUCAGCUGUGGGAUUCUGUGGGUGUGAACAUCGACAUCACUGCGAGCAAGCUGGUAGGAAAGUGCUCGAGAUAUGAAGUCUGGGGAAAUAAGAGUUCUGAGGAUUCACAUUCAGCUGUGGGAGUUUUGUGCCGGGUUUGCAGGUGUUAUGGUUUGGUCCACGACAAGGAAAAAGGAUCUGGGGUUUACAAGAUUCUCAACGAAAGAUGGCAAUAGAUAUCUAUGAGAUUCAUGGCGGAGGGGAACCAUAUAAGAGGAAUUUUGACAAUCUGCAACUCUCCGUAGAGUCCAUCUCUCUUUCUCUUACGGUUUGUUCCCAAAAUUUGUGUUUUCUAUCCUUUUUUUUGGUAAUAUUCUUGCUGCUACUGUCAACGAUUUGGGGUUGUGCAAGUUUCUUUAUAUGAUUUUUACUUUGAAAGCCAACAUCACCUCUUUUUUUUCUUUCUUUUUUUGCCUUUUUACAUGUGUAACUAUAUAUUAUUAUAGCAAGUGUUCUUUCCGAGGCCAUUAUUAUAGUUUCAACUGGAGCACUUAGAGUUAAGCUGUCUGAAUAUGAUUGGGAUGAAUAUUGGGGAUACUGAUUUGGAAUUUGAUUUUAGUUUAGUCAUGCCUUUAGAUAGCUCGAUUUGGCUGCUGGUAGUAGUAACGACAAAUUUCAAAUUACUUAUGUGAACCAUCUAAAUGUUUUGGGUUUGCUUCUCACCUACAGCUAAAUGUGUCCUUUAUUUUGGUGCAGUGUUUAGCAAUACAGAAUACUCCUGCUUAUUACUUCAUCGGGUGCUUGAAAAAUACUAGGUUUACAAAGUGUAGUUGUGCAUUUGACCAUUUGUUUAGAUAUAAUGAUUAGAAACCCUGCCAGCUUCCCCGUUUCAGGUUACCCUCAACCCUUGCAUUUCAGUUAACAUGGUUUUUAGAUUCUAUUUGGCGAACAUUAAAUUGUUGAUGUCUUAUCUUUUUCUUUGAAACAGAUCUCGAAUUUGUCUCAAUUGCAUAUCAGUUGCUUCGUUGUUGACACCCAAUAUUGAGUUGCAAUAAUCUGUAACUUAUAGAAAACUAAUUUUACUCUUCAGUUCUAGAUUCGACCUGUCUAAUUGUAGGUUGUGUAGUAUUUAGAUAAGCCUGUAAGUUUGGAUCCCCAUAGCUUUCGUCAGUUAGCCAAUCUUGAGUAAAGAAAGUAAUGAGUAAAGAAAGUAGUUCCUUAGAAGAGUCAAUCAUCGGCAUGCAUUAAAAGAUCGUUGCUAUGUGAUUUUUCUAAGUUUAAAUCUGGUUGUAUAUAUGGGAGGCGAGAUAAUUGAUUUCCCUUUCUGAAGCAACACAGACAAGAUUUGCUAGCUAAGCUAAACCGUCUGGAUAAACUGUGGUUACUUGGAAGUCUCUGAGAGCUAUUACACUUAGUACAAAAUUUGACAAAUUUGCUGCUUCUAAUCCUUACUCAACGAUGCUCUGCUUUCAAUAUAUUUUCCUUUCCUUUUGGUACCAGAAUCGGCUGGUGUUAGCAGGGUGCAUUGUUGAAAUCUGCCUUUUAUCUCUAGGUAAUGUUUGGUACAGAUUCGCAAACGUGUACUGCUGGUGCGUUCAACUAAUUUGCUACUACUAUUGACAAACCUGAUGUAUGUUACGCGUUGGGAAUUGGAAAAAAAAUUGCUCAAAGUAUGCAACCAUUUAAAGCUUCCCCUCUGACUGAUCAUAUAUAGGUUCAGUUCACCUUAUAGUAUGUUAAAUAAUUCUGACUUGAUUAGCAGCUUAUUAUCAUUCUUGAACAAUUAAUGGAAAGGGAUGUGGUUCGUACAAGAGGAGAUUGAAACAAAGAGACUACUUCCUCAUGUGGAGGAUGAACUGAAGAGCUGUAGUUAGGAGAUAGCAACUGAACAUAGGGAAUUAUGUCCUCUCUUAACUGAACAAGAAUACAGCCAAUAAAGGUUGCAACGGAUU